Messenger RNA from Triticum turgidum subsp. durum (durum wheat), 1149 nucleotides. Lineage: Eukaryota; Viridiplantae; Streptophyta; Magnoliopsida; Poales; Poaceae. The record is from the annotation of a GenBank genome assembly.
AUGCUGGGCGGGCUCCUCAGGUUCCUCUCGGCGUGCGGCGGGUCCUGGCAGACCUCGCCCGCGCCGCCCCACGCCGCCGGCCCGCCCUCCGACCCCGCCUCGGACUCCUCCGCCUCUGAGGGCCGCGACGGCCUGCUCUGGUGGCGCGACCUCGCGCGCUGCGCCGCCGGGGACGCCUCCGCCGCGCUCGUCCAGGCCAACCACACCCUCGAGGACCAGUGCCGCCUCCACUCCGCCCCGCCCCUCGGCACCCUCCUCGCCGUCCUCGACGGCCACGCCGGCCACGCCGCCGCCCGCUUCGCCUGCGACCACCUCCUCCCCGCCCUCCUAGAGGCCGCAUCCGGCCCGGGCGGCGUCACGGCGGACGCCAUCAGGGACGCCUUCGCGGCCACGGAGGCGGCCUUCAUCGCGCAGGUCUCCAGCCAGUGGGACACCAACCCGGACCUCGCCACCGUCGGCUCCUGCUGCCUCGUCGGCGUCGUGCACGACCAGACCCUCUUCGUCGCCAACCUGGGGGACUCCCGGGCCGUCCUGGGGAAGAAGGUGGGCCGCUCCGGCCAGAUCGUCGCCGAGCAGCUCUCCACCGAGCACAACGCCAAUCACGAGGCUGUCCGGCAGGAGCUCAUGGCCCAGCACCCCGAUGACCCGCAGAUCGUCGCGCUUAAGCAUGGGGUCUGGAGAGUCAAGGGCAUCAUACAGGUGUCGCGGUCACUCGGUGAUGCAUACCUGAAAGACGCAAAGUAUAACACGGAACGGAUCAAACCAAAGUUCAGAGUCUCUGAGCCAUUCAGCAGACCUAUAAUGAGUGCCGAACCAACGAUCGUCUCGCGCAGCCUUGAACCAAGUGACUGCUUCGUCAUAUUUGCUUCAGAUGGCUUGUGGGAGCACUUGACUAACCAGGAAGCUGUGGAGAUUGUUCACAACAAUCAACGCGCUGGGAGCGCAAGAAGGCUCAUAAAAGCAGCACUCCAAGAAGCAGCGCGGAAGCGUGAGAUGCGGUACUCAGACCUCAUGAGGAUCGACAAGAAAGUCCGCCGGCAUUUCCACGACGACAUCACUGUCAUCGUCCUAUUCAUAAAUCACGAGCUGUUAGCCAAAGGAAAUGCGCAAGUGCCGCCCCUUUCCAUCAGAUCCGCCUUAGACCACUGA